Molecule: messenger RNA, 807 nt
Organism: Lutra lutra (Eurasian river otter)
Lineage: Eukaryota; Metazoa; Chordata; Mammalia; Carnivora; Mustelidae
Exons: 6
Coding region: 1-807 (268 amino acids)
Source: RefSeq, a predicted model, not a curated record
AUGCGGAGAGCGGGCUGGCUCCUAGAGUCCUGGCUGCGGGAGUGCAGGGCAGUGGAGCAGCUGCAGUCUCUGACCGUGAAAUGCCCCAGGGGAAGAGCAGGUGUCACCUUUAGUGGCUGCGGCUGCUGUAAAGAGGAGUGCUAUGAAGAGAGCGGCAGCAGCCUACCUGGACCGGAUUGCUCUGGAAUGUGGCUGUCUGAUUCUGCUUCCUUCCGCUCUUUCCUUGCCAUAGACCCCAGGGUUCUGAAUUCUGUCAGCAGCUCAGAGCUGCCAACACUGGCAUUUCCACAGCCACUGAGCAUGGUUAUAGAGAAGGAAGUGGCUACCUCCCAUAGCCCCCUAGUCUCUACCCACAAAGCCAAGCGGCAGACCCUCUACAAUCCUCUUACCCAGGAAACCACAAGAGUUUCAGAAGGCCUGUACCAAGAACUGCGAGGCAGAGACCAAUAUAUAUUUUCUAUUAUCUCACAGGUCCAGUAUGCAGGGUAUGGACUUGGAAGGCAUCUCUUCCAAGAUAAAGGACAAAUUGCUCCAUCGGAUCCCACUUUCCAGGAAGAAGGAGACACAGUGCCUAUUGGGUGUCUUUGGAUUUUGAGCCACCUGAAGCUCUUCAUUAUGAGUCAGGUCAAGCAUCACACUUAUUACAAGGAACAGCACAGGCACUAUCACCAUUUCAGAGAUGAGAAAACUGUGUUAACACACGUGUUCCAAGAGACAGGCAAGAAGACAGGAGUACUUGGAUGUGAGCCCAGAUCUCCCAACAAACUGAGUUGCAUCUUCUCUACUGCAUCUCACGGCCUUCAUUAA